UCUCACUAAACAACUCUCCUUUCUCCUUCAAACUCUCUCCUCACUCCCUCACUCUCAUCAAAAAACUAAACACUAAAAGUAAAAUAAUGGCGGCAAAGAGAUCUUCGAAGCUAACACAGACAGCGAUGCUAAAGCAAAUCAUAAAGAGAUGCUCGAGCUUAGGCAAGAAACAAUGCUACGACGAGGAAGGUCUCCCUCUUGACGUACCAAAGGGACAUUUUCCAGUUUACGUAGGGGAAAAUCGUACGAGGUACAUCGUACCAAUCACUUUCUUGUCUCAUCCCGAAUUUCUGAUCCUACUUCAACAAGCAGAGGAAGAGUUCGGUUUCCACCACAUGGGAGGACUCACUAUCCCUUGUGAAGAAGUCGUUUUUCUCUCCCUAACAUCCAUGAUCCGAUGAGAUUGGAGAGAGUUUACAUUAUGAUGAGGACUAAGAUUUUUUCUUUUUUUUGCCUUUGGAUAAAGAUUUGCUAUCCAAAUGUUUUUUUUUUCUGGACUAAAAACCUGUAAGAUCCACAUGUAGAAGAUCAUUCUCUACACGGAUCAUGUAAAUAUGGGGGGUUUUAGUCCGUUAGGUCGCCCUAAAUGGGGUUCGUAUUCGAUAGAAUAUUGAUGUUUUUAAUGAAGUGGUGGCUUGUUUUUUUUGUUUCAUCUAAAAAAUUCAGAGAUGUAAUGAGUCCUUUUAAUAAAAAUUGAUAUCUCACUUAUUA
Molecule: messenger RNA, 711 nt
Organism: Brassica oleracea var. oleracea
Lineage: Eukaryota; Viridiplantae; Streptophyta; Magnoliopsida; Brassicales; Brassicaceae
Product: auxin-induced protein 15A-like
Exons: 1
Coding region: 87-401 (104 amino acids)
Biological process (GO): response to auxin
Source: RefSeq, a predicted model, not a curated record